This is a messenger RNA of Gasterosteus aculeatus aculeatus (three-spined stickleback), 691 nucleotides long. The record is from the annotation of a RefSeq genome assembly. NCBI's taxonomy places the organism in Eukaryota, Metazoa, Chordata, Actinopteri, Perciformes, Gasterosteidae.
AUGGCCAAUCCCUCACAACUAGGAUUUCAGGACGCAGCUUCACCUGUUAUAGAAGAACUUCUCCACUUCCACGACCACACCCUAAUGAUUGUAUUCUUAAUCAGCACUUUGGUCCUAUAUAUUAUUGUGGCUAUAGUCUCAACCAAGCUUACUAAUAAAUACAUCUUAGACUCCCAAGAAAUCGAAAUUAUCUGAACCAUUCUUCCAGCAAUCAUCCUAAUUUUAAUUGCUCUACCAUCCCUUCGAAUCCUGUACCUAAUAGACGAAGUGAAUAAUCCUCUUCUUACAAUCAAAGCUGUUGGUCACCAAUGAUACUGAAGCUACGAAUAUACAGACUAUGAAGACCUUGGCUUUGAUGCUUACAUAAUUCCAACACAAGACUUAGCCCCAGGUCAAUUCCGCCUUAUAGAAACAGACCAUCGAAUGGUAAUUCCUGCAGAAUCCCCCAUCCGCGUACUAGUGUCUGCUGACGAUGUCCUUCACUCAUGAGCAGUCCCAUCGCUUGGAAUCAAAAUAGACGCUGUCCCAGGACGUCUAAACCAAACAGCCUUCAUUGCAUCACGCCCUGGAAUUUUUUAUGGUCAAUGCUCAGAAAUCUGCGGAGCAAACCACAGCUUUAUGCCCAUUGUAGUUGAAGCAGUCCCUAUAACCUACUUCGAGGACUGAUCCUCCCGAAUGCUUGAAGACGCCU